This is a messenger RNA of Tilletiopsis washingtonensis, 502 nucleotides long. RefSeq lists its product as hypothetical. NCBI's taxonomy places the organism in Eukaryota, Fungi, Basidiomycota, Exobasidiomycetes, Entylomatales. The transcript has a single exon. The coding region runs from base 131 to 469 and encodes 112 amino acids. The record is from RefSeq and is a predicted model, not a curated record.
UGCCCAGCCUCUCUACACACACACGCUUUUGAUAUACAAUUGAUCUCGCUCGACCCUAAAACGUCCGCUUGUCCUGUCCCACCACCGGCCAUGACCGCUUGCCGCCGGCCGGCCGCAGGAGAUUGUCGACAUGCUUUGCCUCCUCCUCCUCUCUGAGCCGUUCCUUCUCCUCCGCCUCCUUCAUGCGCUCCGCCAGGAUCGCCCGUUGCGACUCCUUCCUCUCCUCUGCGCGCUGCACCUGGUGCACUGUCGCGGGCCGUCCCGGCGCCGUGGCAAUGUCGGCGGAGGAAGAGGAGGGCGCUGCGGGGUCGCCCGAGCCGUAGUAGAGCGUGCCGGCAAUGGCGGCGACGAUGGUGGCGCCCUGCAGGCCGACACGCCAGCGCAGCGCCUUUUGGAAGUUGACGCGGUCGCCCGUGCGCAGGUAGUGCGAGGCGUAGAGGAGCGCGCCGACGGUGAGCAGCGAGCCUGACGAGGAGCGUCAGCCAGGACGCUCGCACAGUUG